CCGCAGGCCGGCCAGGUUGGAGGCGGUUCCAGGCGCGGACUCGAGGCGGGCCGGGCGGCGGCGGCUGCCGUGGCGGUAGGGGAACGGCCGAGCCCCUGCGACCUGGGGCCCAGCUCCGCCGUCCAGGCGCCCAGCUCGCGCAGUGAGAUGGCCCGGGGCGGCAUGGAGCGGUGGCGCGACCGGCUCGCACUCGUGACGGGCGCCUCGGGGGGCAUCGGCGCGGCCGUGGCCCGGGCCCUGGUCCAGCAGGGGCUGAAGGUGGUGGGUUGUGCUCGCACCGUAGGCAACAUAGAGGAGCUGGCUGCCGAAUGUAAGAGUGCAGGCUACCCCGGGACUUUGAUCCCCUACAGAUGUGACCUGUCAAAUGAAGAGGACAUCCUCUCUAUGUUCUCGGCUAUCCGCUCUCAGCACAGCGGUGUGGACAUCUGCAUCAACAAUGCUGGCUUGGCCCGGCCUGACACCCUGCUCUCAGGCAGCACCAGCGGUUGGAAGGACAUGUUCAAUGUGAAUGUGUUGGCCCUCAGCAUCUGCACGCGGGAAGCCUACCAGUCCAUGAAGGAGCGGAAUGUGGAUGAUGGGCACAUCAUUAACAUCAACAGCAUGUCUGGCCACCGAGUGGUACCCCAGUCUGUGGCCCAUUUCUAUAGUGCUACCAAGUAUGCCGUCACUGCACUGACAGAGGGACUGAGGCAAGAGCUUCGGGAGGCCCAGACCCACAUCCGAGCCACGUGCAUCUCUCCAGGAUUGGUGGAGACACAAUUCGCCUUCAAACUUCAUGACAAGGACCCUGAGAAGGCAGCUGCCACCUAUGAACACAUAAAGUGUCUGAAACCUGAAGAUGUGGCCCAGGCUAUCAUCUAUGUCCUCAGCACCCCCCCACAUGUCCAGAUCGGAGACAUCCAGAUGAGGCCCACGGAGCAGGUGACCUAGCUUCCUGUGGGGAGCGCCUCCUCCUCUCUUCACGGAUCUUCACGGCUUGGUGCUGGCCUUUGGGUUGUAGGUGUUAAUUUCUGGACUCCUGUACUCCACUUCCUCUCUCCACCCCUCCCAGGGGUUUGAAAAUGUUUGAGGUCUUUUCUAUCUAGUCCAAUUGUUUCCACCACAAAUGUGAAAAGUGGGCUGGAGAGAGGAGGUGGUGUCCCUAAUUACUUUACCUGUUAACUCACUCUUGGUCCCCUUCUUGGGCUCCUUGACCUUUGUUUGUUGUCCUUGGUCUCUUCCCUUUGACUUGGGGAAGGACCUUGGCCAGAAGGGUGGCUUUCCCCUAUCUUCUUACACUCCACCCCCUGUUGCUCAGGGAUGAGGUGGCAGGGGGAACUCCUCAUCUUUUAUCUGAGUGGUUAUGGAGGGCUCCAGCUUCCUCCUCUCCCUGCCCCAAUGCCCCCUCCAUCCCUUUUCUCCUCCCCCUUCCCGCACCUAGUUCUUCAGUCCAGUGGGGGUCAUCACUCUACUCUGAUUGGCAGCACAAUACCAGGGCCUACCUCCCAAGUGGAUUACAGUGUAAUAAUUAAAAAAGAAAAAUUGCAACAACCGA
This is a messenger RNA of Myotis lucifugus (little brown bat), 1534 nucleotides long. It is a transcript of the gene DHRS11, whose product is annotated as dehydrogenase/reductase 11. The transcript has 7 exons. The record is from RefSeq and is a predicted model, not a curated record. Lineage: Eukaryota; Metazoa; Chordata; Mammalia; Chiroptera; Vespertilionidae. The coding region runs from base 148 to 930 and encodes 260 amino acids. Gene Ontology annotation, molecular function: oxidoreductase activity.